CCUAUGAUGCAUUUUACUCGAAAAAAAAUUAGGCCAGCCUCCCGCACCACCCUAUCUCCUCGAUGCCAUCUCCACCUCCAGCCCACCGCCACCUCCUGCCCCGCCCCACCUCACCGUGUGCCGGCGGCCGCAGCCGCGCGCAGCGCGCCGCCACCUACUGCCCCGCGCCACCUCACCGCGCCCCGCCCGUGCCCGCCGCCGCUACCUCCUGCCCCGCCCCGCCCUGCGCCCCCUAACGCCGCCACCUCCAACCCCGCCCCGCCGCGCGCCGCCCCUCUUCUCCAUCUUUUCCCUCGCCAUCUCCCUCCUCCCUCCCUGUUCCGCCCCCACCCCUACUCCCCGCAGGCUCAACCAUGGUGGUCAACACGGGGACAUGAGCGUGCACGGGUGGCGUCCGUGGACGAGGCAAACCAUCGUUUAGCAACAAACAUGCAGAGGCGGCUUAUUGGACGUGCAACUGACAUUCACAUUAGGCCCCUGAAUGAAGAGAAAGCUAUUCAAGCUGCUACAGAUCUUCUUGGUGAACUGUUCAUUUUCUUGGUUGCUUGUGCUGCAAUAAUCUUUGAGGUUCAUAGAAGUGGCAAGUCAGAAGCCAGAAAAGAAGAGGCCCGUAAUAAGGCACUGGAGGAAAUAAAGGAGAAGAUGGAGGAGCUCAAGAGGGAAAAGCAGAUGAUGAAGCUGAGAGUGGCCGAGGUGGAGCGGGUAACCGGGGCAGGGGGAGGGUGGCCGUGGGUUCUUCCAAGGGCCUUCACUUCCAGCGCUGCCCAGGCAGAGCCAGAGCCAGAGCCAGCAGCUCAGCAGCCCACGGCUGCUUAGCUGUCGAUGCCAGAUGCAGAUCGCCUCUGUAGGCAGUUCCUUGAAUGAUUCCAUCGCGUUGGAAACCCAACGCUGAGAUUUGUGUAGUGCGAGUUGUGAAUAGUCCCGGAGAGAUUUGGUCCGAAUUGGAGCUGGCGAUGGAGGAUGAUAUAUUCCUUUCUUUCUUCUUUUUUUGACAUCAGAGGAUAUUAUGUUCCUGGUAGUAACGAGGUACCUGGAAUUGUAGUUACUUCGUGUUUAGAUUUCAUAGUUAUACUAAUAUUAUAGAGCAAUCAAGGUAACAACUCAA
Messenger RNA from Triticum aestivum (bread wheat), 1105 nucleotides. Its product is annotated as atherin. The coding region runs from base 4 to 816 and encodes 270 amino acids. Gene Ontology annotation, cellular component: mitochondrion. The transcript has 4 exons. NCBI's taxonomy places the organism in Eukaryota, Viridiplantae, Streptophyta, Magnoliopsida, Poales, Poaceae. The record is from RefSeq and is a predicted model, not a curated record. Gene Ontology annotation, biological process: regulation of lipid metabolic process.